AUGACCAGUGGGUGGCACUCUAGUGGCCAAUGGGUGGCGCUCCGGUGGCGGCCUGGUGGUGGUCCGGAGGUCGGGAGGAGCUUUGGUGGUGGCGAGUGCAAAACCGGUAGUGGGAGCCAGGGAGGAGGCCGCAUGGCGGCUGGUGCGACGGAGGUAGGGUCGGGCGAAGGCCAGCGAUGGGGGCCAGGGAGGAGGCCGGGGGUAGCUAGUGCGACAAAAGCAUCCAGCGGUGGUGGUGGUGCAGCGAAGGCUAUCGGCGGUAGUGGGGCUAGAGUUGGCGGUGCAGCCAGCAGGUGGCGAGGAGGCCGGGGGCCGGCUAGUGGCGGUGAGGUCGAGGCCGGCUGGCAACGGAGCGGUAGCCGGGGAAGCUAG
Molecule: messenger RNA, 372 nt
Organism: Cryptomeria japonica (Japanese cedar)
Lineage: Eukaryota; Viridiplantae; Streptophyta; Pinopsida; Cupressales; Cupressaceae
Product: glycine-rich cell wall structural protein 2-like
Exons: 1
Coding region: 1-372 (123 amino acids)
Source: RefSeq, a predicted model, not a curated record